GUCGAGUGUAAUAAACUUCCGUCCUCUCGCCCCUUUCAACCUUUCACCCAGCCUUUGGUUAGAUUGCCGAACUUGCCCUCGAACAACCGCUUGUUCCAUCUGCAUUCCGUCUCCUGGGUCUAACCAUUGCGCCUUUCCUGUCAUUCUCAGAACCGCGAGUUUUGACGACUAUAGCGCCAACAUGGACUACGACCCGAUGGUGAUGGACGACGCCGAGGCCUUAGGCCCGGUUGUCAAGAUCUCGCAAGCGGACUCGGUCCGCGUCAAGUUCGAGCUCCAAAAUGCCGAUCUCUCUUUCGCAAACUCUCUCCGCCGCGUCAUGCUCGCUGAGAUCCCGACGAUAGCCAUCGACUUGGUCGAAAUCGAGGAGAAUAGCUCUGUUCUAGCCGAUGAGUUUAUUUCCCAUCGCUUGGGCCUCAUCCCUCUCAAUGCCGAGGGCGUCGAUAACCUCUUGUACGCACGCGACUGCGACUGCGACGGCUGCUGCGAACACUGCAGCGUUCGACUCACCCUCCACGCAAAGUGUACUGGCGAAGAGAAUAUGCAUGUGUUUGCUCGCGACUUGGUGCCUACCGGAGACCGCAUAAACCAGGUUCUCGGCACCCCGAUAGUCAACGAUGCCGAAGGGCUCGGCCCGCUCAUCCUCAAACUCCGCCCAGGCCAGGAGAUCAAGCUCGAAUGUAUAGCAAAGAAGGGUAUCGCCAAGGAGCAUGCGAAGUGGGCUCCUUCGGCUGCCAUUGGGUUUGAAUACGACCCGCACAACAAGCUUCGACACACCGAUUACUGGUACGAGUCGGAUCCGAAAGCAGAAUGGCCCCCAAGCGAAUACGCCGCGUGGGAGGAACCCCCUCAAGAAGGCGAGCCGUUUGAUUACGAUGCUGUGCCCAACCGUUUCUACUUCAACGUCGAAACCGCCGGUGCCCUCCCGCCCGACGUCAUCGUUAGCGAAGGCAUCAAAGUUCUCCAACAAAAGCUGGCCGGUCUGAUCCACGAACUCGCCGAGGACGGCGGAGACGGCACGAAUGGCGAUUACAACGGGCCGCGCAGCCCAGAAUACGGGACAGGAGCGGACGGGUUUGGUGGGUACACAACGCCCUUUGGGAACGCCGGUAACCAGAGCUCCUGGGGCGGGGCUGGCGGGACAACGCCCUACGGGACAACUCCCUACGGCGCCGGCCAGAGCAGUUGGUCAUAGGCGGGCCGAUGGAUUUCGCAGCCGGCGGACCAUCCUGCAAAGCUGCUGGCUGCGCGAACGAAGCAUCUUCGACGGUCCCCGAUGGGUUCAUCCCGGCUGCGACCUGCAGUGCUUCGGUUCUUAGGAGCCCUAAGCAUUUACGUGCGGUCACGUCGCACAUGGCGGGUCAACCUUUCUCA
Molecule: messenger RNA, 1374 nt
Organism: Thermothelomyces thermophilus ATCC 42464
Lineage: Eukaryota; Fungi; Ascomycota; Sordariomycetes; Sordariales; Chaetomiaceae
Exons: 3
Coding region: 182-1195 (337 amino acids)
Biological process (GO): DNA-templated transcription
Cellular component (GO): RNA polymerase II, core complex
Molecular function (GO): DNA-directed RNA polymerase activity; protein dimerization activity; DNA binding
Source: RefSeq, a predicted model, not a curated record